Molecule: messenger RNA, 722 nt
Organism: Erythranthe guttata (spotted monkey flower)
Lineage: Eukaryota; Viridiplantae; Streptophyta; Magnoliopsida; Lamiales; Phrymaceae
Gene: AIP3
Product: ABI3-interacting protein 3
Biological process (GO): protein folding
Cellular component (GO): prefoldin complex; cytoplasm
Source: RefSeq, a predicted model, not a curated record
UCUCCUUCGGCACAAAAGUUCAAUUCCCUCGAUUUCUCUUCACUCCUCUAAACCCUCUCUGCUUUUCAUCCCUCAAUUUCGAAAUCAAUGCAGCAGGCCGGAUCAUCUGCGUCGGAGACUGAAGUGACGUGGGAAGAUCAGCAGAAUAUCAACAAGUUUGGCAGAUUGAACAAUCGCCUUCACGAUUUAGACGAUGAAAUCAAGACUGCCAAGGAAACGAAUGAAAAUCUCGAAGAUGCAAGCAAUGAGUUGAUUCUUACGGACGAAGAGAUUGUUCGAUUCCAAAUAGGAGAGGUGUUUGCCCAUGUUCCGAAAGACGAAGUGGAAAGCAGGAUUGAAGAGUUGCAAAAGGUAACCAGCAAGAAUUUGGAGAAACUCGAAGAGGAGAAGGAAACAAUAGUUGCUCAAAUGGCUGCGUUGAAGAAGAUUCUCUAUGCUAAAUUUAAGGAUUCGAUCAAUCUAGAGGAGGAUUAGAGUUAAUUUUUUCGUUUAUUUGUCUUUGCUUUUGUUGAACUUUUAUAUAUCUGUUAAAACCAUCAGCUUUUAAGACGCAUCAAAACUAUGAAAUGUUCCUUUUUUUUUUGUUGUAACUUGUAAACGUAAAAGAUAUAACAAUUUUAAUUGUAACCGUUUUUUAACGAGGAUUAGAUCCACGUGAUUUGUAAAACUUUAGGGGCAAUUUGCUAAACACCCAUGUGCACUAAUACUUUUUCGGAUCAGAA